This is a messenger RNA of Manis pentadactyla (Chinese pangolin), 1438 nucleotides long. It is a transcript of the gene CDK4, whose product is annotated as cyclin dependent kinase 4. The record is from RefSeq and is a predicted model, not a curated record. Gene Ontology annotation, biological process: regulation of gene expression; regulation of G2/M transition of mitotic cell cycle; protein phosphorylation. Gene Ontology annotation, molecular function: ATP binding; cyclin binding; cyclin-dependent protein serine/threonine kinase activity. NCBI's taxonomy places the organism in Eukaryota, Metazoa, Chordata, Mammalia, Pholidota, Manidae. The transcript is spliced from 8 exons. Bases 223 to 1134 code for a protein of 303 amino acids. Gene Ontology annotation, cellular component: nucleus; cytoplasm; cyclin-dependent protein kinase holoenzyme complex.
CCAGUUUCCGCGCGCCUCUUUGGCAGCUUGGUCACAUGGUGAGGGUGGGGGUAAGGGGGCCGCUCUAGCCUGCGGCCUGUGUCUGUGGUCGGGCCCGUAGCGUCCAGCUGCCUGGACUGAGCUCGAGUGUAUGGCGGCGCUGCAGGAGCCGGCUCCGGGGCCCCGAUAACGGGCCGCCCCCGCGGCUCCCGGCACGGGGUGAAGGUCUCCUGUGCUGUGAGAAUGGCUACCCCUCGGUAUGAGCCAGUGGCUGAAAUUGGUGUUGGUGCCUAUGGGACGGUGUACAAGGCCCGUGAUCCCCACAGUGGCCACUUCGUGGCCCUCAAGAGCGUGAGAGUCCCCAAUGGAGGAGGUGCUGGAGGAGGCCUUCCAAUCAGCACAGUUCGUGAGGUGGCCUUACUGAGGCGGCUGGAGGCUUUUGAGCAUCCCAAUGUUGUUCGAUUGAUGGACGUCUGUGCCACAGCCAGAACUGACCGGGAAACCAAAGUGACCCUGGUGUUUGAGCAUGUGGACCAAGACCUAAGGACGUAUCUGGACAAGGCACCCCCACCAGGCUUGCCAGUGGAGACCAUCAAGGAUGUGAUGCGCCAGUUUUUAAGAGGCCUGGAUUUCCUUCAUGCCAACUGCAUUGUUCACCGAGAUUUGAAGCCAGAGAACAUUCUUGUGACAAGUGGUGGGACAGUCAAGUUGGCUGACUUUGGCCUGGCCAGAAUCUACAGCUACCAGAUGGCACUUACACCUGUGGUUGUUACACUAUGGUACCGUGCUCCAGAAGUUCUUCUACAGUCUACAUAUGCAACACCUGUGGACAUGUGGAGUGUUGGCUGUAUCUUUGCAGAGAUGUUUCGUCGAAAGCCUCUCUUCUGUGGAAACUCUGAAGCUGACCAGUUAGGCAAAAUCUUUGACCUGAUCGGGCUGCCCCCAGACGAUGACUGGCCCCGAGAUGUGUCUCUACCCCGAGGAGCCUUUUCCCCCAGAGGGCCCUGCCCAGUGCAGUCUGCAGUUCCUGAGAUGGAAGAGUCUGGAGCACAGCUGCUGCUGGAGAUGCUGACUUUUAACCCACACAAGCGAAUCUCUGCCUUCCGAGCCCUGCAGCACUCUUAUCUACAAAAGGCAGAAGGUAACCCAGAGUGAGCUGGAAUGGCUGCAUCGGAACUGAGAGAAGAGAAGCUGUCAUUUUCCUUUCUUUGAACACUUGAGCAAUGAGCCUCACACUGAGGAGAGCUCUGCCUUCAUCUCUGAGGCUGUGGAGACUCCUCCAACUUUUUACAGAGAAUAUUUUGCUGCCUUAAUGACAUUCCCCUCCCAUCCCUCCUUUGAGGCUUAUCCUUUUCCUGACCCCUAUUUCCUUAUAUCAAGGGGUAUGUCCCUUGUUCUCUCCUUCCCUACGUUGAUAUUGGGAUCCUUUUUUUAUACAGGAAAAACAAAACAAAACAAA